UCCUUUGUGAAACCGGCUAUAUAUAUUUGUCAGCCCUAAUUUGGUUACAUCGGAAAACCGAAGAACGAAAGUGAAAACUUGAGAUCGAAGAAAGCACCGAUCAGUUCACACCAUGAUUAAUUGAAGAAUACCCACCUUCUUCAACCCUUUUUAGAACAAGGAACCUCAAGGCAGUGACCAUGUCUUCAUCAUACCUCCCAGCAACUACUGAAUCACUCGAUCAGGCUCAAGAAGCAAAAAAGCCAUCGGACGCAAUCUCCAUCCUAUACCGCAUACUUGAGAAUCCUUCUUCUUCUGCUGAAGCACUGCGGAUAAAAGAAAAGGCCAUCUCGAAUCUUGCAGACCUUCUCAGAGAUGAGAACAGGGCGGAGGAACUCAGAAGCCUCCUGACCCAACUAAGGCCUUUCUUUUCCUUGAUCCCCAAGGCAAAAACCGCCAAAAUCGUCCGAAGCAUAAUCGAUGCGGUAGCAAAGAUACCCAACACGUCAGAUCUCCAGAUCUCUCUUUGCAAAGAGAUGGUGCAGUGGACCCGCACGGAGAAGCGGACGUUUCUCCGUCAGAGAGUGGAGGCGAGGCUUGCCUCUCUUUUGAUGGAGAGCAAGGAAUAUUCAGAGGCGCUAGCCCUUCUCUCUAGCUUAAUCAAGGAAGUGAGAAGAUUAGAUGACAAGCUACUCCUCGUGGACAUAGAAUUAUUGGAGAGUAAGCUCCAUUUUUCUCUAAGAAACCUUCCUAAAGCCAAGGCGGCUCUAACUGCUGCUAGAACUGCAGCCAAUGCUAUUUACGUGCCGCCAGAUCAGCAGGGAACAAUAGAUUUACAGAGCGGAAUUCUUCACGCGGAAGAAAAGGACUAUAAAACUGCUUACAGCUAUUUCUAUGAAGCAUUUGAAGGUUUUAAUGCUCUUGAAGAUCCUAGGGCCGUAUACAGUCUCAAAUAUAUGUUAUUGUGCAAAAUCAUGGUGAGUCAAGCUGAUGAUGUGGCAGGGAUAUUAUCCUCCACGAAGGUGGGUUUGCAGUACCAGGGUCCGGAAGUCGAUGCAAUGAAGGCCGUGGCCCACGCCCAUGCUCAACGGUCUCUGAGGCUGUUCGAGACUGCGCUUAGGGAUUUCAAGGCACAGCUGGAGGAGGACCCAAUUGUGCAUCGCCACCUGUCGUCCCUUUAUGAUACGCUGCUGGAGCAGAACCUUUGCAGGUUGAUUGAGCCAUUUUCUAGGGUGGAGAUUGCGCAUAUUGCUGAGCUGAUUGAACUGCCAGUGGACCAUGUGGAGAAGAAGUUGUCUCAGAUGAUCCUUGAUAAGAAGUUUGCCGGGACCUUAGAUCAAGGUGCUGGAUGCCUCAUCAUCUUUGAUGAUCCCAAGACAGAUGCUAUCUACCCCGCGACACUGGAGACUAUUUCAAAUAUUGGUAAGGUCGUGGAUAGCCUUUAUGUUAGAUCUGCGAAGAUAAUGGCAUAAGGUUCAAGCUAAUAGCUGCCAUUUCUAUGACUUGUUUGUUUGGUGCGAUAUCUUUUAUAUUCUUGAUGGAAGCACUUGUACUUUGUUUUCUGGGGAUUGAUUCAAUUAUUUAGAACUAAGAUGUUGAACAACUAAUUUAUCUUUGAUGUGCUUUUCGAACUAAGAUGCUUUAGUGCGGAUUUAUCUUUGAUGAGCUUAUAAACCAUUGACUGAUGGGUGGUUCAUUUCUCAA
Molecule: messenger RNA, 1683 nt
Organism: Rhododendron vialii
Lineage: Eukaryota; Viridiplantae; Streptophyta; Magnoliopsida; Ericales; Ericaceae
Product: 26S proteasome non-ATPase regulatory subunit 11 homolog
Exons: 3
Coding region: 180-1451 (423 amino acids)
Biological process (GO): ubiquitin-dependent protein catabolic process
Cellular component (GO): proteasome regulatory particle, lid subcomplex
Molecular function (GO): protein binding; structural molecule activity
Source: RefSeq, a predicted model, not a curated record